CUCUUUUCUUCGACUGCUGUUAAAGCUCCCUAAGAGACUCUCUCUCUCCCUCCCCCCCUCUCUCUCUCAAACUUUGACUUUCUCUCUUUGAAACCCUCUCUCUGCUUCUUACUCCCUCUGUAAUGGCGGUUGAUCCGAUUCUCUCGUCUCCUCUCGGCCCAGCGGCAUCCGAGAAGGAUGCAAAAGCGCUUCAGUUCAUUGAAGAAAUGACCCGUAAUGCCGAUUCAGUUCAGGAGAGGGUGUUGGCUGAAAUUUUGAGCCGAAACGGAGAAACUGAAUAUCUGAAACGGUUCAAACUGGAAGGGUCAACGGUCCGUGAGACGUUUAAGUCUAAAAUCCCGGUGAUUAAGUAUGAGGAUCUGCAGCCUGAAAUCCAGCGUAUUGCCAAUGGAGAUCGCUCUGCGAUCUUGUCGGCUCACCCCAUUUCUGAAUUCCUCACCAGCUCUGGGACAUCAGCUGGUGAGAGGAAACUCAUGCCCACUAUUCAAGAAGAGUUGGAUCGUCGUCAGAUGCUCUACAGCCUUCUCAUGCCUGUAAUGAACUUAUAUGUGCCUGGGUUGGACAAAGGAAAGGGUCUCUACUUUCUGUUUGUGAAGUCCGAAACGAGGACCCCUGGUGGGUUACUGGCUCGCCCAGUGCUCACAAGCUACUACAAAAGCGAACACUUCAAGACUCGCCCUUAUGACCCCUACAACGUCUACACCAGUCCCAACGAAGCAAUCCUCUGCGCUGACUCUUUCCAGAGCAUGUACACCCAGAUGCUCUGCGGCAUCUACGAGCGCAAACAAGUCCUCCGGCUCGGAGCCGUCUUUGCCUCCGGCCUACUCAGAGCCAUACGAUUCCUCCAACUCAACUGGCACCAACUCACACAUGACAUCCGAACCGGAACUCUCAGCCCCAAAAUCACUGACCCUUCGGUUAGAAAUUGUGUAGCAGGUGUCCUGAAACCAGACCCAGAACUCGCCGACCUCGUCGCCGGCGAGUGCUCCAAGGACAACUGGGAGGGGAUUAUCACUCGAAUUUGGCCUAACACAAAGUACCUCGAUGUCAUCGUCACCGGUGCAAUGGCUCAGUACAUUCCAACUCUGGACUACUACAGCGGUGGAUUGCCACUUGCAUGUACAAUGUAUGCGUCGUCGGAGUGCUAUUUCGGACUCAAUCUCAACCCCAUGUCCAAACCCUCUGAAGUCUCCUACACCAUAAUGCCCAACAUGGCUUACUUCGAGUUCCUUCCUCAUGAGCACUCCUCCAUCCCCUUGAGCCGCGAUUCGCCUCCAAGACUCGUGGACCUGGCCCACGUCGAAGUGGGAAAAGAGUACGAACUCGUCAUCACAACCUACGCCGGACUCUACCGCUACCGAGUCGGAGACAUCCUCCGAGUCACCGGGUUCCACAACUCAGCCCCGCAGUUCCACUUCGUUCGCCGCAAGAACGUCCUCCUCAGCAUCGACUCCGACAAGACCGACGAGGCCGAGUUGCAGAAGGCCGUCGACAACGCGUCGAAGCUCCUUCGAGAAGUCAACACCAGCGUCGUGGAGUACACCAGCUUCGCCGAUACCAAAACGAUUCCGGGUCACUAUGUGAUUUACUGGGAACUACUGGUGAAAGACUCGGCGAACUCGCCGAGCGACGAGCUACUGGGUCAGUGCUGUUUAGCGAUGGAAGAAUCGCUGAACUCAGUGUACCGACAAGGGCGAGUCGCAGACAACUCGAUUGGGCCACUAGAGAUACGCGUGGUGAAAAGUGGAACGUUCGAAGAACUGAUGGAUUACGCCAUCUCAAGAGGAGCCUCCAUUAACCAGUAUAAGGUGCCGAGGUGCGUUAACUUUACACCAAUCAUGGAGCUCCUCGACUCCAGAGUGGUCUCGUCGCACUUUAGCCCUGCUCUACCUCAUUGGACUCCGGCACGCCGGCGGUGACUUCUGCUGGACCACAGACCAAUCAAAUAGUGGAGGUUCCACUGUUGCCCCUUUUUUUUCCUUUUUAAAAAAUAAUGUAAUUGUUUUUUUUCUUCUUUUAUUUGAAAAUUAGGUUAUUUUAUUUUAUUUUAUUUUGGGCUGUCUAAAGUGUAUUUUGAUUAGGACCCAUCAGAGUUAGGUUUUGUAUGGUUCAAUUAACCUGUGGAAAAAGUAUGGUGCUUUUCAGGAUGAGUGUCCAAAUGAAUUGUCCCUUCUUUCUCCUCUCAAGACUUUUUAUAAAUGAUAACGACUUUAUUUAAUCAUUA
Molecule: messenger RNA, 2224 nt
Organism: Vitis riparia (riverbank grape)
Lineage: Eukaryota; Viridiplantae; Streptophyta; Magnoliopsida; Vitales; Vitaceae
Product: probable indole-3-acetic acid-amido synthetase GH3.1
Exons: 3
Coding region: 123-1919 (598 amino acids)
Cellular component (GO): cytoplasm
Molecular function (GO): acid-amino acid ligase activity
Source: RefSeq, a predicted model, not a curated record